AUGACUAUCUUUUAGAUUAAGAGUAAUUCAAAUUUGGAUUAAAGGGCCAAGCUGAUAUUGGCUAUGGAACUCAUUACCAAGCAUUUCCUGCAUCUGAUCAUGCUGAAGUUUAUGGAGUACAUUUAUACUCAUUUGCUAUACAACUUUAAAUUCCAACCAUUCUACCUUGAACCUUUUAAUCAACACAUCAGAUGGUCACGUCUAGAGGCUGAUAAUAGAUUUCAUUUUUACAUUAGAGCAGACAGGCUCGGUGAAUUACUAUAAUACAGAACCAAAGUUCUUGAAAACAUGUAAACAUUUGAAACUUCUCUCUACAAUGCUAUUGCAAAUGAUGAUACAUACUAUCCAUAGAGUACUGCUAGAGAUUAAGAUUAUGACUAUAAGUAAAGUGAUUAUUACUGGAUGUGGGAUGGUGUCUCAUAACUAUUUCUAGAUGAAUUGUACUUCAAUUUGAAUGGAAGUUAUUAUAAUUGGAUCAAACUUUUCUGA
Messenger RNA from Stylonychia lemnae, 489 nucleotides. Lineage: Eukaryota; Ciliophora; Spirotrichea; Sporadotrichida; Oxytrichidae. The record is from the annotation of a GenBank genome assembly.